Meriones unguiculatus (Mongolian gerbil) is the source of this 1542-nucleotide messenger RNA. RefSeq names its product RPA1 related single stranded DNA binding protein, X-linked (gene Radx). Lineage: Eukaryota; Metazoa; Chordata; Mammalia; Rodentia; Muridae. Gene Ontology annotation, cellular component: replication fork. The record is from RefSeq and is a predicted model, not a curated record. Gene Ontology annotation, molecular function: single-stranded DNA binding. Gene Ontology annotation, biological process: regulation of DNA repair.
AUGUCCCAGCCCUAUGUCUGUAAGGUCUGCCUGAGCAAGCACAACAGCAGUGAGCUACAUACUGUUCUCUGCAUGCUUCAUCUCCCAGAACACAACCCUACCUGCAUUCCCAAAGGCCUGCGGCCAUCAGGGACCACCAGAGUGGGAGAAGUUCAUGGUUAUCUCACGUCUGGUGAGUCGGGUCAGCCUCAAGCUGGACACUAGCAUGCUGGUCUUUACUGGAGGCACCCCAAAAGAGGCCAGGUUCCAGGAGGAGUGAGCCGAAGAGCUGCUGGCCAGAGGCAGGGGUCCUGCAUCCAAAGGGUUAUCGAGCAAAUAACGGGUUCUAAAUAACACUUUUCCUGGUACACCUUCUCUUGUGGCUCAUCCGUCUCGGAAGUGGUGCCUGUCACGGCACUGGCCAUCCAAAGACACCUUUUAGAGGAACAGAACACAAUGCCCAAGCCUCCCCUUCACUCCUAUGAUGUGGCAAUAUCAGAUGGGGUGUACCAGGAGAAAUGCUAUUUAGACCCCACUUUAAACUUUCUCGUUUAUCAGAAUAUUUUAAAAGUUGGCAUAGAAAUGAGAAUUUCCAGAGUCUCAUGUCUUUACGAGAAGAAAAGAUUGGGCCAGGGAAUCCUGUGCGUAGGUAAGGUCUGCUGUGGGGAGACCCUAGACGCCGUUUCUGUAGAAACUCAAUUUAGAAACAGAGCACACAAGGCAGAGUCACAGAGGCCUCUAAGAGGCAGCAGGAGUCACUAUCUGGUUCUGUGGAAUAACGAAGAUCCAUAUGGAGAUAUCUGGAAGACCAACAAGCAACCUAAGGAAUUCAAUUUGAACAGUGUGAUGAUUGUAGAAAGGCAUCAAAUCAUCAUUUUCUCAAAGGAAGUUCAUAUUUCCUGUAUCAGAAGUAGUUUAUGGGUCAACUGUGCCUAUCUCAUUGUGAUUUGGACAGGUGGAGAAAGCUUAAGUGCUGGUGCCACAGGGAAGUCCAGGAAAAUAAUAAACUAUGGAUGGGAGAGUCAGCUGUGGGGAGAAAAAAAGUUUAGCUUGAAAGAGUACUUACAUUAUAGUCAUAUUUAUCCUGAAAGCAUUUCACAGACAUUUAUUUUGGAGCAUGAAACAUUUCUCAUCCAGCAGUAUAAUUCUCAACCUGCACAAUACAUACCCCCAGAAGGACCCUCACCCCCAAAAUUCGAUGAAUUUCUGAGUGCCUGAGGCAUUGGACAUUUUGAAGUAACCAUCCUGGGUUUGAACCAUGAGGUCACAAUGGAUCAUAAUGUUUCAUUUUUACCUAUGUAUUCUCCAGAAGAUGCCCAAACAUCUCAAAUUGACACGUUUUUGACCUGCAUCAAUUACCGUUGUGUGUGUCCACCAAAAUCUUCCACCAGUGGAAGACUGCCAGAUCCCAAGACAGUUGCAGGUGAUAUUGUAAAAGCAGCGGCUGAACUGACUAGAGUCCACAUCAUCUAUAUCUUGGAUAUCUGUAACUUGGGUAACAAUAAAGUGGAAGUUUGUUUGAAAAAAAAAAUUAUACUCCAGAAUAGGCUUCUUAAAGAAUAG